UCUACGUGGUCUCGCCCCUCGACGAUACACCCUUUCGAGUUUUUUACGUGUGCACAUAGCUCCGCCGAUACUCUUACGCAUAUUCGAGCGCGGAAACCGGCAUCAUGGCUACCCCGAGCUUGGGCAGCAGCGUUGUGGAGGAUGGCUCGAGUAAUAAUAAGGAUAGCUCGAGUAACAACCAAGAAAGCUCGAGUAGCAACCAAGAAAACUCGAGUAGCAAUCAGGAAAGCUCAAGUAGCAAUAAGGAAAGCUCAAGUAGCAAUAAGGAAAGCUCGAGUAAUAAGGACAGCCCAAAUAAUAACAAGGCCGGAUUUAUCCCUCUGGUGACAGUGGUGGACUUCCACCACCACAGGGGCCCCGAGGUUGAGAGGUGGUUCGGCGCGGCGGAAGGGCAGGAUCCAGCAGCCGACUAUGACUGGACGUUGCUCCCCUUCAUGGCUUUAAGUGAUGGGGCCCAUGCAUCUACAGAGGAUUUCUCCUAUUUCACCCUUCUACGCCCCGGCACGGACGAUACCCCCGCGACCUCGCUCUUUGGCAUAUCGUGCACACGACAGUUGGAUGCCUCGCAACUACUCGUUCGACCCUCCGAUGUGACGCGUUCAACGGUGCAGAAAGCUGUGGUGGUUAUAGCGGAUAGCCCUCAGACCUUUGGUAUGCUAAGGGAACGACUAUCUGUUGUCACUAGCGCAUGGUUCGCGCAGCGCGAGUUCGGCGACACCGAGAUUCUGCGGCGAUUUCAAGAGAGCCUUGCCGAGGAAAAGGCGCGCGGUCAGAUGAAUGAGGAGACAGACAAGGACCAGUACCUGGGCAUGAGCCUCCGAGAACUCGUGAGAGAGUUCCGUUGGCAGACCCUGGUGCUCCUGAAAUGCUGUCUCUUGCAGCCCAAGAUGCUUUUCUUCGGCUCGCGGUGCGAACGUUUAUGCAUGAUGCAGUUCUCGCUCAUCUCUUUAAUACCCGGUCUUCUGAGGAAUCUCCAGGAUUGCGCCGGGCCUGAGCUGAAUAACUACGAGAAGAAUCUCACCCGGCCGACGAGUUUGAGAACUAGUGAUCGAAACUCAUUGCUGGCAUACAUGGGAUUGCCCUUGCAGAUAUUUGGGAAGGGAGCUUUGUUCGGGCCAUACACGCCCCUUCAGCAAUUGGACGUUCUGGCAGAUUUCGGCACGAAAUCCUAUAUAGUUGGCAGCACAAACUCGUUACUCUUACAGCAAAGGGAUCGUUAUAGCGAUAUUCUAAUCAAUCUAGACGAGAACACGGUUAACAUCACAUCCACCUCGCUUCGCACUGCAUUAGUACUCUCCCAUUCUGAUAGGAGAUGGAUUGACUUCGUCACGCAGGAAGUGAAUGACACGUGGGACGAGUCAAAUCCGGGUCGUCCUAAGACAAUGGGGUAUCGUGGCAGCGAGGAGUUUAUUCGACUUCAGUUUGAAGAGUACAUACAAUCUCUCAUCUCAUCCGUAAAAUAUCACAACUAUCUCGCCAAGAAUGCCCAUAACCCCAAGGCAACACUCCCGCAUAUCGAAGGAGAUCCAUCGACUGAUUUUAGUAAUGAUUUUGUGGAAUACUGGAUGAGAACCGAGAAUUAUCGCAUUUGGGAUUCUAAUACGGAUUCGCAUCUGUUCGACAUCGUUGAGCCCAAACACCCUUGUGCGGGGGGGCUUUCGAUCGAUGACGUCCAACGUCGGAUCCAGCAACAGGUACAGGACCUACAUCUCGACGAAAGAUUCGCAGUGGGGCGGGAGGUGCUGGGAAGGAAUUUAGCAGCGGGACGCGACAAAGCCAGCACUAUUUUCAGCAGGUUAUAUGCUGAUAUGGAAACACUGCGAGAAGCGCAAAGGAAGCGUGCUGAGGAAACGGCAGAGGCGGCAGCGGCAGAGAAGAGCGAAUCUACAGCAUCUGGCGUAGACUCGCCGAAAUCACAACACGCGGGACCCUCGGUGGGAACGAGGGCCGGCGCAUACAUCGGCAGCUGGGCCCAAUGGGCAGGCGAGAAACGGAAGCAAGGAUGGGGUCGCGCGAGCAGCAGUUCCGGCGGAGGUGGCGGCGGGUGGGGAUUUGGUGGUGGUAACCGCAGAUCUUUGAGAUUCGGAAACACGGACUCGAUCAGCGAGAAGAACCUCACACCACUCAGCAGCCCCACACUCUCCUCGCCAGGAUUCUCCAGAGCCGAGAAGAUACAGAUGUCCGAUGUACUACACCGAUCAAGUGAGGGAUACGACAGGAGGCCGCUCACGCAAGAUAGCUUCGGCGAGAGCAUGCUAGACGGUGUAGGGUCGGCGGACGAGAGCGGCUCAUCGAGCCCCUCCAGCCCGCGGAAAUACGUCCAGCUGAAAGCGGGCAGCGAGAGCCCGGAAGCGAGGAAGGAUAAGAUUAGGAAGAAUAGCGAUGCUCUUAUUGAGCAUAUGGAUGAAGAUGAGGACGAGGAUGAAGAUGAGAAGGACGAGAAGAAGGAUAAGGGUGAGGGUGAGGGUGAGAAUAAGAACAAGGAUGAAGACGAGAAUAAGGACAAGAACAAAGACAAGGGCAAGGCUGAGGUCCAACUAGAGGAUAAGCCCAAGGAAAAGAACGAGACUGAGGUCCAGCCGGAGGAAAAGCCAGAAGAAAAGCCCAAGGCAGCGGAGACAACCACAACCGCGUAAGUAGGUACCUACUACGUAGAUAGGUACAUUACCUGUAAUCCAUGGUAUAUA
This is a messenger RNA of Hypoxylon fragiforme, 2687 nucleotides long. RefSeq names its product transport protein Avl9-domain-containing protein. The record is from RefSeq and is a predicted model, not a curated record. NCBI's taxonomy places the organism in Eukaryota, Fungi, Ascomycota, Sordariomycetes, Xylariales, Hypoxylaceae. The transcript has 4 exons. Bases 105 to 2636 code for a protein of 843 amino acids. Gene Ontology annotation, cellular component: cytoplasm.